UGUGACUUCCUGAGUGCUAGCCGCAUAGCUAAACAUCUCACACAACACAGUGUAAAACUUUGUUUCGGAGAGCAGGCGAAUACACGUUUACGGUUCAGACUAAAGCUUUCGUGUGAUUAUAAUGUGUCAUCGGUCUGAGCUCAGCGUUGAACCUUUUUAAGUCGUUUAAAACCCGGCGUCCGGACUGAGCAGGAUGCUAGCAUGUGUCGUUAGCUUCGACAGGCAGCCGAGUGUUGUGAGGCUUAACUUUCGCUCUUUAUGCUCAUACUCAGUUUAAAAACGCUCUUCGCAAUGGACAGCGAGGCGAUAGUGAUCCGUAUCAAAACCCCGACUGGUGACAUGGACUCGGCCGUGGACUACCCGUCCCUCCUGAACUUCAAUGACUUGCUGGUUGCGAUCAGGGAUGUCAUGCCUGAAGCCACUGUCACAGCCUUUGAAUAUGAAGAUGAGGUGGGAGACAGAAUCACUGUAAGAAGUGAUGAAGAACUCAAAGCCAUGUUGUCAUAUUACUGCAACACAAUGAAUGAACAACGCAUGAAUGGACUGCUGCCAGACCCUCUGCAGAUUUUUCCACGAGCCGGCAAGACUCCAGGGAUCCGGAACAUACAUGGCCUGAAGGUUAAUACGAGGCCUAGCCCAACCAAUGACUGCACUCAUUCUGUCCCAGACUCCAUAGCCAACAACAGCUUAAAGAAAUCAUCUGCUGAGUUGAAGAGGAUCUUGACAAAUGGGCAGAUAAAUGCCCAAGAUAUCCACUAUCAAGAACAACUUGGCCAUGGAAACGGAGGCACAGUUUACAGAGCGUACCAUGUUCUUGGGAAGCGGGUGUUAGCUGUCAAGGUCAUUCCCCUGGAUAUUACAGUGGAACUACAGAAGCAGAUCAUGUCAGAAUUAGAGAUUCUGUACAAGUGUGAUUCACCCUACAUCAUCACUUUCUUCAGUGCCUUUUUUGUAGAGAACAGGAUAUCUAUUUGCACAGAAUUUAUGGACGGUGGAUCCCUGGACGUCUACAAAAGAAUACCCGAGCACGUGUUGGGGAGGAUCGCAGUCGCAGUAGUGAAAGGCCUGACUUAUCUGUGGAGCCUGAAGAUACUUCACAGAGAUGUCAAGCCUUCCAAUAUGCUGGUGAACACCCGAGGACAAGUCAAGCUCUGUGACUUUGGUGUCAGCACACAGUUGGUGAAUUCUAUUGCCAAAACAUACGUGGGAACUAAUGCAUACAUGGCGCCGGAAAGGAUAUCAGGGGAACAGUAUGGGAUCCAUGCAGACGUCUGGAGCGUGGGCAUCUCUUUCAUGGAGUUGGCGCUUGGCAUGUUCCCCUAUCCACAGAUUCAGAAAAGCCAAGGAUCUUUAAUGCCUCUCCAGUUACUGCAGUGCAUCGUUGAUGAGGAUCCCCCGGUUCUUCCUGUGAGCCAGUUCAGUGAGAAGUUCGUUCACUUCAUCACUCAGUGUAUGCGGCGGCACCCCAAAGAGAGACCUGCACCUAAUAACCUCAUGGAUCACUCCUUCAUCAUACAGUACAACGAUGGAAACGCUGAAGUGGUGUCGAUGUGGGUUUGCCGCUGUCUGGAGGAGAGAAGAUCACAGCAGGCUCAGGGACGCAUGUGAUGUCCUCCUGUCUCCUGUCCAACCAGACCGCGGACCACGACGUUCCUAGAUCCUAGAACACCUGUCAGAGGCGUCGGGGGUCAAGUACGUCCAAGUGCACUGUACAAAUAACUUAACGUACAUGGACAAAAAUCACUAGCUGUUACCUUCUUUGUGUGAGUUAUUUAACAGCUCUUAUGCGCUGUGACGUUGAGGAGGUCGCAUCCUUUGGACUGAAUAUUAAUCGCUGCAGCCAAAAAAAAAAAAGAAACAUCUUUCUGGCGUGGGUUUCCAUGCGCGCAUCAUUUUGGGGAGAAUCCCAAAAUGCCAUAAGCUGAAGAAAGAAAGAAAGAAAGAAAGAAAGGGACAAUAAACACCUUCAAAGCAUCAGACUGCAAUACGCUGACAGAGUUGUCCUCUGCUCCGAUGGUGGUAUCUCAAAUAACCGUCUUGUGCUUUACUGUGGACGGCCCUCUACUGAAUGUUAAGGUUUUUGCCUGUGAGUAACUGCCCAUCUGUGUGCCUGUUUUUCCAGUGGUAUAAUUUAUUACCUCAAGAAACUUCUGUUGUCUCUGUAACGGCAAGAUAUCCCCAUAAAUGUACUUAUUUUUAGCUCCUGGGCUGAAUCCUCUGCAUCUAGGUUUUCCUAAGCGUUGGGGAGGAACUGCAGCACCAGAGAGUCUGAAGCAGCGCUGCAGUGUUAUAGAGGAAAUGUGGAAGGGAUCUUUUCUUGACUCUGGAGCCGACCAAGGAAACGGUGUGUGGUUCAAACUCAUCAGGAAGAGCCAAGGUUCAUUUCUGGUUUUCAAAGCAGUUUAUAACUCAUUUGCACAUCUUUUAUUUCCCUUUGCACAGACAUGCUGUACAUGAAAGCCACUUCAUAAUCUGUUAGGUUAGGGAGGGAUGCAGAUGUAGACUUUCGUUAAUGAUAUAUGUGUUGGGGUUUUAUUUGUAAAAACUGUGUAGAAUAAGAAAAAACGUAGACAGUUAAAAGCAUAACCUCUUACAAAAGAACACAUUUUAUGUUUUUAAUUAUUAUUUUAUUCAGGAAUAAUACUUUCCUUGGAUUGCCUAAUGAGAUCAGUUAUUUACUGUAGAAGAAAAAAAACGUCAAUGCAGCGCGCUCAACACCAAAGAAAAAGCAAAUGAGUGAAUUAUAUGGAUUUCUCUCGGCCGAGGCAAACGGAAUGGGCUAAGUGACUAAAAUGAAUUGCUUUGACGAGGUCUUUACGUGCAGCUGAUGAAAUGGUGCAGCGCUUAAGUGCAAUUAAAUGCCCUUACUUCCAAAAAUUCACAGCUAUGGUAGCCUACAGUUGUGUGACAUAUACACACAGAGAAUCAGCAGAUACAAAUGUAACAUUAAAAAAAGGUUCAAAGCACUGGUUUAAUAUCCUUCAGUAUCCUGUCCAACAUGGGUUUAUCCUUUGGUUAUAGUGAGGUUUUAAUUGUUUUAGAAAGGUGAUGAGGGUCUAGAUGUCGGUGUGUCAUUUUCCUUCGUUGUUUUCAGAACGAGUGAGAUUGUAGUUACGACAUAGGAAGUCGCGCACACAUAAUGUUUUAACGUUAAAACAUAAGGAAGUGUAAAAAACACCACAGCUACAUAAGUGUGGCUAACAGUACAAGCUAACACCCAGGUUACUUAAUGAAGCUAAAGUAAAGGCAUUUAGAGAAUGACAGAUUUUCUCAGACAUAUUUUAAAAUUAUGAAAAAAAAGUAACUGUAUUACUAUGACUGAAUUACAAUAAAUCAACUUUGUCUCAUGUUGCAACGUGUGGAAUAUUAGCUGAAGCUAAUUUAGCCACUCCAGAAAUUUAAAAACAUUUAAAAACGAAUGUAAUUAACAUGAUUUCUCACCGGUGUAAAAUCAAAUUUAGUGGUAAAUAUGAGGUUGAAAUCUGAAAGGGAAACUUCACACAACACCUUCUACUGUUUUGUCUCAGAGCUAAAUACUGCUUCCCAGACCACCUUAGUAAUAGUUUGUUUUAAUAGUUAUUUGAAUCUUAGAAUGUUGUAACAAACAUUGCUUAUUACAAAGUUGUUAUUAUUUCUGUGUAAUUCAGUCUGUGUAAUUAAGGCAGGCAGCUCAUUUCAGAGCCACCAGAGGCCCUGCACUGUAUUUCAUGGUCCCUCCCACUAAAACACAUAUCACUAGUGCCAUUAUUACUAUUAUUAAAAACCUGCAACCUUUUACUUUUAUGUACAUACAUCUACUUGUGCAAAAUGCCACUCGGAAGCUAGAAACUACUCUGCAGCCUGUUAAAACUGCUACGUUAGUGGGAAGCAAUUGUGCUGCAUUGUUGUUUGUUUCAUAACUUAAUGUAUUCCAGAAACUCAAAUGAAACCAAAUAGAAAGAAUUCAUGUUUCCAAACAGAUAUAUUCUACAAGCUCAGAAACCUUUUUUUUAAAAAAAGGAUUUGGCAGUAACAUAUAUCUGCAAUAAAAGUGGAAAUAUUUAUUAUUUUUUUACUUUUCAGCCUGCUCACAGCAGAGAUCGCAUAUUUGUUUUUUUGCCCUGUUAUUUUUUUUUUAUUUUUUGUGUUCGGUGUUUUAUGUCAAUGAUGAGAUUCAGCAGAAUUAUAAGUGCUGUGGUAUUAAUGACUGACUGUGGCCUUUUCUGUAAUUAUCUAUGUUGGCACAUAUUCCAACUAUAAUAAAUAAAAUGUAUUUAAACCGAA
Messenger RNA from Mugil cephalus (flathead mullet), 4263 nucleotides. RefSeq names its product mitogen-activated protein kinase kinase 5 (gene map2k5). The transcript is spliced from 22 exons. Gene Ontology annotation, biological process: protein phosphorylation. Gene Ontology annotation, molecular function: protein binding; ATP binding; protein kinase activity. The record is from RefSeq and is a predicted model, not a curated record. NCBI's taxonomy places the organism in Eukaryota, Metazoa, Chordata, Actinopteri, Mugiliformes, Mugilidae. Bases 259 to 1608 code for a protein of 449 amino acids.